AAUCAGCAGCGCAAAAUCCCGACACGACACCCACCAAUGUAAAAAACCUGGGCUUCUUCGUGCGACAGUCUCUCUCUACCAUCUUCAAAGCUCUUUCGGUCAUUUUGUUACGGCAUUUCACUUUGGAAAGCUGACCGACUGUCUUGCCUCUCCUGCGUAUAGGAGCAUUCCAUUACGCGACCAAUUCUAGUAUUUAAUUGCCGACCGAGCUUGACGUGCCUUGUCCCUCUCGCAUCCGGAAAUCUCCAACAGUUGUCUUUACGCCAGCCAUCCAAUAUGGCUGACCAACAGGCCAGUCUGCAGGAAAUCCUCGCGCGCCUUGGCGCUGCGCAAUCCGCAACACCCCAGCCUCCUCCUGGCGCGGGAGCUGGUCUGCCUGCUUACCCUCCACCUCAACAGUAUCCGAACGCACCGCCGCCUGCUCCCUAUGGAGCGCCUAAUCCCUACUCUUACCCGCAACCUUCUGCCAGCGGCAGCGUUGACCUGUCCAAGGUGACACCGUACUCCUCCGGUGUCGUGCCGGGUCCCGGCGCUGGCGGCGACAGUUUCCAGGAUGCCAUCGCAAAGGCCCGAAGCUAUGCUUCGAACCAUGGAGCGACCCCCUACGAGCGUCCUGCCAACAGCUAUGGCAACGAUCAUCGCGGCGGAGCCUCGUCUGGCUAUCCACGAUCACGCUCGCGCUCACCAAGACGCGAUCAAGGGUACGGUCGCGACAACUACAACUCGUACCGCGACGAAAGACGAGAGGAUCGCGGACGCGACCAGGGCUUUGGUCGGGACCGCGAGCGAUCUUUCUCUCCCCGCAGUCGGCGCCAGAAUAACACUUUUUGCUCCGCGCGGCGGCCACGGAGCUCGCGAGCGCAGUCCGAUGGGCGGCGGCGGCGACGACAACUCGGAGAUUAUGCAAAUCGAAGCAAGCCUUGUCGGUCUCAUCAUUGGCCGAGGAGGCGAGAACCUGCGCCGCAUAGAAAAUGACACGCAGUGCCGCGUUCAAUUCCUCCCCGCUGCCCCCACUGACGGCGAUCAUCGCCAAUGCAAGAUCUCUGGGCCAGCUUUCAGGCGUGCAGAGGCUAGGGCUGCUAUCAACCGCAUCAUUGACGACAGUGGCAUGGCACCCCUCAACAGAGGUGGUGGUGGUGGUGGCGGCGGCGGCUACAAUGCUGGUGGCAGAGAUCGCAAUGCUGUGAUUGAGCCCAAGGAAGGCGAGGAAUGCAUCCAGAUUAUGGUCCCCGAUAGAACCGUGGGCCUGAUUAUUGGGCGUGGCGGUGAGACAAUACGGGAUCUUCAAGAGCGAAGCGGCUGUCACAUCAAUAUUGUUGGUGAGCAGAAGAGCGUCAACGGGCUGCGUCCGGUCAACCUGAUAGGAAGCAUGGAGACUACCACGCGGGCCAAGAACCUCAUCAUGGAGAUUGUGGAUAGCGACACCCGCAAUGGAGGUGCUCCCGGUGGUGGAGGUGGAGGACGACCGCAGUAUGGAGAUGGACCUCCUGGCCGUGGCCAACGCGGCGACCACAUGGGUGGUGGACCUGAUAAGACGAACGAUUCCAUUUACGUGCCCUCGGAAGCCGUUGGUAUGAUCAUCGGCAAAGGUGGCGAGACCAUCCGUGAGAUGCAGAGCAGCACCGGCUGUAAGAUCAACGUUUCACAGUCGUCUGGACCAAACGAAACCGAGCGCGAGAUCGGGCUUGUCGGCAGCCUGGACGCUAUCGCAAGGGCCAAACAGGCCAUCGAAGACAAGGUCGAAGCAGUCCGCCAGAAGAACAGCGGCGGCGGCGGCGGCGGUGGCAGUGGAUACGGAGGACGUGGACGUCAUCGCGAUUAUGAUAACCCGAACUAUGGACAGGCAUCUAACCACAGCGCACCAGCAGCUCAGAGUCAGCAACCUCCUGCAGUGCAGGGUCAGCCAGCCGGAGGAGCUGCCGGAGCCGAUCCUUAUGCAGCCUAUGGUGGCUACCAAGCGUAUGCUGCCAUGUGGUUCCAGGCCAUGGCCCAAGCGCAACAGCAACAGGGCGGUGAUGCUGACAAGAAAACCGGCCCCCCUGGAGUUUAGGUGCUCCUUUGAGAUGCACUUCGACAUGACGACUGCAACUGUGUGCUUGAUGCCAUGAUGCUCGCGAUAUGAGUAACUUGCACGCCAUGAAUGCACCGACUGCCUGACAAGGAUUUUGAUUCCGUGCUCACCUCCACGAUGCCACCAUCACGAACAACACUCAUCUUGGAUCACAUUACCCACGACAUGAUGUUGCACAACAUUCUGAUGAUUCUGGCCGCCCUUAAUCCUUUUAUGACCUCCUUGUCCCGCCCAUAACAUCUUCUGGCACGUCUCCCUUUUUUUUUCUUGGUUCCUCUGACGGCCCAGGGUGGCCAGCCGCACACAUGCCCCGAAUGAAGUGUCGCUCAACACCGUCAUGUCGAGUUGUCUGUGAUGCUUGUCACUUCGCCAACAAAAGCUCGAAAUCCGUCCAGGCCGUGUUAACUGCAUAUUGCGAAUGGCGGUGACAUGCAUGGACGUUGCCACGCGCGCAUGACUUGGAUUGAUGAUUGAUCAACUUGAAAAGUCGUAAUCAUGGAUUCAUCCGCUUCAGAGAAUCAUCACGCGCGAGUACGACUGUUGUUUGCUGAGAUUUGGCUUGCAUGAUCAAGAUGUCACCCAGGAGUACCGACAUGACGAAAAGCACAGUCCAGGGCCCCCUCUUCGCCCGGUUGUGGAAAAUAUUCAAGGGAGUGACGUCUUUGCUCGUGUCCCGACUUUUGACUUGGUCUGGUUCCUGGAAGCUGCAUUACUUGCAUCGUACCAUCAUACGCCCGCGUGCUUGGAAGGUAUUGCAAUUAUUCUACUUGCAGCUCUCUCGAACAGCUGCUUGAUUGUGCUUUUGCCAUGACAACUCCUGGCCAUGAGAGAGAAAAUGCUCUUGAACGAGGAGUUCUUGCGCCAUAUACGUGGUUUCAUGGUUCUAAAGGAGUUACGUUUGGUACUUGCCAGGUUUUUCGUCUCUUCAUUUUCUUCUCUAUUUUUUUUUCUUGGGAAAAAAAAACGCUCUCAGUGUCUCGGGCGACUUGACUUUGGCCCGGCCUUCUCACUGAACGUUGAAUGGCAUUUCUAUAAAAGAAAAAAAAAGAAAAAAAAAGACCAUGAACGCCGACGAGACAUGGUUUUUGAUUCAUCGAGAUUUCUCGCAUCUACGUCCGAAGUCUGCUCGAAAAAUCACCCGCUAAGGAAGGGUUGGAAGGGUACAAAGAGUUUCUUUUUUUUUUCUAUCGGUCGGUUAUACUGCAUGGUUGCAUCAAGGUUUUCUUGCCUCUUUUUCCUCUCUUUUUUUAUUUCCUUCUAUAGUGUAUAAUUACUUGGUAAAAGCACAUUCAACAAUAUUUCUCGG
Molecule: messenger RNA, 3377 nt
Organism: Pyricularia oryzae 70-15
Lineage: Eukaryota; Fungi; Ascomycota; Sordariomycetes; Magnaporthales; Pyriculariaceae
Exons: 3
Coding region: 554-2050 (498 amino acids)
Biological process (GO): regulation of gene expression
Cellular component (GO): nucleus; cytoplasm
Molecular function (GO): mRNA binding
Source: RefSeq, a predicted model, not a curated record